AUGGAAACCCUAUCGAAUCUACCCGGACUUCCCGCCAUGACUUAUGGUUUGUUAGCGAUUGGCAUCGCAUUUGUAGUGGGACGGUUGGGAACUGUAUUACAAGCUUCGUAUGCAUUGUCGGGCUCUAUCACUGGUCCUCUUCUGUCUAUGUUUUGUUUGGGAAUAUUCUUUCCGUGUGUCAACGCUAUUGGUGCUAUUUCUGGACUAGUAUCUGGGAUUGGAGUUUGUCUAGUCAUCACAACCGGCACAAUCAUAUACCCCCGACCCAAGGGGUUUCAACUGCCCGUAUCGGUCACAUCUUGUCCGCCAGAUAUUAUUUCUCAAUUAUGCAGUGGUUAUAAGUUAGGUAUUUGGGAACAGAGUUUCACGUCUAACUCUGUUCCCAAAUACCUGUCACUGACUAACUGUUUGGUUCUGAGAAGACCUGGAUGUCUGCCGCACAGAGACAGUAUUCAGUUCACUACGAGCCACAAUGCCAUCCAAAAGGGAGACCAUUCGCAGAUGAGUCCACUCGUGCACUACUUGUGUCCGGGUUGUAUCAAAUCAGAGGACUUCAAAGAAUCAAACUUAGAGGAAUUGAGAUCUCAACCCAUUGUCAUACAAGUGAAUCAAAGCAAAGAAAGUGGGAAUAUUCACAACAAUCCAUUGAGUGGUCAACACUUGCAAUAUAUAGACAACACUAGCUUUUCGGAUAAAGAUCUAUAA
Molecule: messenger RNA, 705 nt
Organism: Oppiella nova
Lineage: Eukaryota; Metazoa; Arthropoda; Arachnida; Sarcoptiformes; Oppiidae
Source: the annotation of a GenBank genome assembly